Molecule: messenger RNA, 1795 nt
Organism: Harmonia axyridis
Lineage: Eukaryota; Metazoa; Arthropoda; Insecta; Coleoptera; Coccinellidae
Gene: Drat
Product: highly reducing polyketide synthase sorA
Exons: 4
Coding region: 200-1453 (417 amino acids)
Molecular function (GO): oxidoreductase activity
Source: RefSeq, a predicted model, not a curated record
UAAGCACGUGAAUACACCGUGUCCUCGUGAAACAUCAAAACACUCGGACUGCUUGCCGACAAGCUCAAACUCGGUUUGUCCCACUUCUAGUCCCCUAGUAUGUUUUGAAUAUCCGUUUGCAAUAGUUGAGUUCAUCAUCCAGUGAUUGCAGAUUUCUAUGAAUUAUUAUAGAAGCUGAAAAUCAGGCAUUUGUUCAACAAUGUUAACGAUGACCGAGAACGACAAAAUCGCCAGCUAUAUCAACGAAAAUUUCACAAAAACUUCUACCAAAGAAAGGAUGGACAAGCUCUGCCGUCAAGUGUCAAUUGAGAGCCCAGGUCCUCGUAUCCAAGACUGCGUCUUCAACUUCAAAAUUCCUGUACCAGAUGUCCCACCUAAAGGAGCAAGGAUCCAAGUGGUUUGCGCUGGAGCCUGCUACAGAAUGAGAGGACGCUCAGCCUCAACAUCUAGCACCACAUCAAACCACUCCAAUGAUGAAAUACCCAGCCACAACACCUCCCACUAUGGUUUCAGAGAUAGUUCUUUGUUUCCUGGUUUCGAAGUAGCUGGAAUCAUCGAUGCUGUUGGCGAAGAAGCUGAUGGAACUUGUUUUGAAAUUGGUCAACGUGUCGUCAUCUAUCCUCACGAUGACCUUCCUCAUGGUUAUGCUGAGUACAUGAUUGUGCCCGAUUUGUCUUAUUUGGUACCCAUACCAGACAAUCUUCCGUUGAGUGUGGCUUCUAUGUUGCCUACCGGUGCUUUAUUAGCUAAGAGUGCAGUUAUGGCAGCUACAAGUUAUGUGGAGAAACUAUUGAAAGAAUAUUCAAGUGGUCAUAUCUGCAAAAUCUUGAUUGUUGGUACCGGCGGCCUUGCCUUGUGGGCCAUAAGAAUAGCUGAGCAUCAGUUCAAAUCUCCGGAAUUUAAGGGUAGAGUCCAAAUAACCGUUGCUUCUUUGAAAGAUGAUGGGUUUAUAUUAGCUUCAGAAAUACCACAUGUGUCAGUAGUGCAAUGGAAUGAAGAUCUAUUCGAGAAGCAAAUUGUUGAAAGAACCCAAGAUGCUUGUCGUGGCCUUGUUGAUGUAGUUAUAGAUUUUGGAAUAACAUCCAGAUCUUUACAUAGAUCCUUGCAGUGCCUCAAUUCGGUAAGUGAAGAUGAAACAAUUAUUAAGAUCUCAAUGUUUACCCUAAAUUUGUUUUAUUUUAAGGGAGGAAUUGUUUUCGUCAGUGAUGAGGUUGCUGAUAGACUUUUGCCGAAAUUUUCGAAGUUGAUAGCUGAGAAAAACCAGAAAAUAGAACCUGUCACUUUUGGAUCUAUUGAUGUGCUCAAACAACUGGUGGACCUGGUUUCAAAUGGAGAUAUAAUACCCCCUCCUCAUACUGAAUUUGCUGCUGAAGAUGCCACAUCUGUAGUACAAAAACUCUGCAAGUCUGAAAUUCCUGGGAGAGCUGUUUUGAGGUUUCAUGAUAUUGAAUGAAAUAAAAAACUUUCUAAUUCGAGCAAGAAGAAAAAAAGUUCAUAUAUUGAUAUAUUUGUCCGAUUUGAAUAUGAUUUAUAUUCAAUAAAUGCUAUAUUUAUAGAAAUUUGAUAGGACAAACUGGUUUGGAACCACUUUAAUUUGAAUUGAGGUUAUUUUUGUUUGUUUUGAGAAUUAUUAGUAUUGAUAAGAUGUGAUAAUAUGCCAAAUCAGUUUGUUCGAUUUAAAAACUGUAUGUGAUAAGUAAGUAUUCAAUUUUUUCUGUAUUUAUUUUAUUUUUCACUUUCCUUAGUAUUUUUAUAUUAAGUUAGUGUUAUUGGAGUAAAUAUUUCUGAAAUUUCA